Culex pipiens pallens (northern house mosquito) is the source of this 1958-nucleotide messenger RNA. RefSeq names its product forkhead box protein P4 (gene FoxP). Gene Ontology annotation, molecular function: RNA polymerase II cis-regulatory region sequence-specific DNA binding; DNA-binding transcription factor activity, RNA polymerase II-specific. The coding region runs from base 623 to 1621 and encodes 332 amino acids. The record is from RefSeq and is a predicted model, not a curated record. NCBI's taxonomy places the organism in Eukaryota, Metazoa, Arthropoda, Insecta, Diptera, Culicidae. The transcript has 4 exons. Gene Ontology annotation, biological process: regulation of transcription by RNA polymerase II. Gene Ontology annotation, cellular component: nucleus.
CUGGACCUGCAUACUCCCUCAGAAGCUGCAAGGAGUGCACGAUUGACGGAUGUGUAAUUUUUCACCGUCUGGAAGUUUAUUAGAAAUUUUUAAUUGGUCUGAAAAGUGUUGCUCUUUGGUUUUGAAAUUGUGCCAUUUUGUGCGUUGAUUGUGGUGGAAGAUGAAUUCGUUGGAAAAUUUUCGAUUGUGACGCGAAAUAAUGUGGAAAAUCGUGUUUUUUCUUCUUCACUUUCAGACGGGACGAUGCUGCCAGACACGCCAGGAUGCAAUUGCGACGGAAUCCAACAUGGAUGCACCACGCCUGCUAAUUAAUGAUUUUUUCGUUGCAGGAAAAUUUAAAACCGAAAAAUGCAAGCAAUUGUUGUUAAUGAUUUUUGAAAUUUUCAGCUUCCGUAACAUCUAGUUGGCCGUGCCCGUACUAAUUUGACGUUUUUCAAAUCCCAACCCAGAUGAUUCCGGCGGUCUCAAGCUGGCCACGUCGAUUCACCAUCCGCUGUUUGGGAGUGGGGCGUGCCGCUGGCCAGGUUGCGAGCGGAUUUUCGACGAUUUCGACGAAUUUUACAACCACCUCCAGUCGGACCACAUCAACGGGGACUAUUCCGCGGCGCAGGCCCGCAUCCAGAUGGAGGUGGUCUGCCAGCUGCAUCUCCAACUCCAGAAGGAACGGGACCGCCUCCAGGCGAUGAUCCUACACCUGAACAAGAAGAACGAGAUGGCGGCCCGGAUUCCGAUGGCCGGCGCCGGUCCGUUCGUGCCGCAGAUUCCACCGCCACCCCCGCCCUACGAUUUGAUCGCCGGACUGCGUUUUCCGCCGGCGGCGGUCGGAGGACCGGACGGACCAGGGGGAAUGGUCGAAGCAGUCGCGCUGCAACUCACCAACAAGCAGCAACAGUCGCAGCAGCAGCAGGCGUUGCAUCACCAUCACCAUCAGCAACAACAAUCGCAGCAGGCUGGGGGAGCUGGUGGAAAGUCGUCCAAAGGAGGAGGCGGUGCGGCAGCGAUGAGGGCGAAAUACUUUGGAUCGCAGGAGGCGCAGGAUGGAGGAGUCGGUGGAGCUGGCGGACCGGGAUUCAAGGAGAUCAACUAUCCGGAUGUGCAGGACGUGGAAAUGUUUCUAGAUGUGCACAAGAAUCGGGAGUUUUACCGGAGCCACGACGUGAGGCCGCCGUUUACGUACGCGUCGUUGAUUCGGCAGUCAAUAAUCGAGUCCCCCGAGAAGCAGCUGACGCUGAACGAGAUCUACAACUGGUUCCAGAACACGUUCUGCUACUUCCGCCGGAACGCCGCAACGUGGAAGAACGCCAUCCGGACGAACCUGUCGCUGCACAAGUGCUUCGUCCGGUACGAGGACGAUUUCGGCUCGUUUUGGAUGGUGGACGAUCACGAGUUUCUGAAGCGGCGCCACCUGUCCCGGGGGAGGCCCCGCAAGUACGACAUUACGAUGGCACUGGAGGCUGAGGCAGAUCACCAGCAGCAGCCUACUUCGAUUGCGACGACGACGACGACCAUGGCAGGUGACAGUUUGCCGGCUUUGAUGGUGGGCGGGCCAACGCCAGGUUGCUACGAUGAUGUGACUGGAAGUGGGCUGAGGACGCCGAAGAAAGAGUUUGCGAGACGGUAAUUUUUUGGAAUUUUGUUUUGCUUUGCUUUGAUUGUUGGGGUGUAUUAUGAGUUGAGUAUUGGGUAAAAAUGAAGUAAUCGUCGACAAUGCAGUGGUUAUAUUUCAUAAUGAACGCCAAAAUGAGUAAUUUUCUACAGAUUUAUUUAAAUAUGGUUUAAUGAUGAUUAUUAAUCAAUUUUUACAAAAUUUCUAAAAUAUAAUUCCUACCAGGUCCAUGGAUAUCGAUGUCAUCCUACAAGUCAAGACAAUCUCUUACGCACAGGUUUAUAAAAAUUUGCAGUAUUUCUAGUUUCUUUACAGGCAAAAUGACGAUUUUAAACUUCUUCUGAAAAAAAUG